This is a messenger RNA of Ruditapes philippinarum (Manila clam), 513 nucleotides long. RefSeq lists its product as uncharacterized. The transcript is spliced from 2 exons. The coding region runs from base 73 to 513 and encodes 146 amino acids. Lineage: Eukaryota; Metazoa; Mollusca; Bivalvia; Venerida; Veneridae. The record is from RefSeq and is a predicted model, not a curated record.
GUAUGAUGAUUAACAGUGAAAAGUUUAAGCGUAAAAAGCAAUGAGGAACAGUAUAAACAUAAUGCAAAAGUUAUGAUAAAAUUAGAAGACGCCGAGAAUGGCUUACAGGAUAAGAAAUUAGAGGAGUGUAGAGCUAAUAUAGCAGAAGCAAAAGAAAUGAUGGCUCGUCGACAGAAGCUUAUAAAACUUGCGGAUUCAGCUGAGUUGGGUUGGAGAGUCGUUCAGGAAUAUGAAGCCAAUCCUUUAGCGAGCGACUCAGACGAUGAAAAACGUAUCUUAAAAGCGGAAGCGAGGGCUUCUAAGAAGUACAAAGCAGAGAAAUCCAAGAAAACUAAGUCUGCACGUAACUGGCCAUACCGGAAACAACAGCGUAUGUUUACAGAGACCAGUCCCGGAAGUCAACAAUUGGUAGGCCGUCAAGGGCGUAGACCUGGGCUGUGCUUGCAUGUGGCAAACCGGGGCAUUGGCGAGGGGCGCCGGAAUGCCCAGAAAGGAAUACUAAUAAUAAGAUAA